This is a messenger RNA of Trypanosoma conorhini, 1923 nucleotides long. Its product is annotated as putative histone deacetylase. Gene Ontology annotation, cellular component: histone deacetylase complex. Gene Ontology annotation, biological process: chromatin organization. The coding region runs from base 1 to 1923 and encodes 640 amino acids. The record is from RefSeq and is a predicted model, not a curated record. The transcript has a single exon. Gene Ontology annotation, molecular function: histone deacetylase activity. NCBI's taxonomy places the organism in Eukaryota, Euglenozoa, Kinetoplastea, Trypanosomatida, Trypanosomatidae.
AUGCCAAAGCGCUUGCGGGAAACGGCGAAGCGGGGCGCAAAGGCGAAGGAAAAGAGGCUUCCCGCAAAUGGCGUGUCUCCCGCCGUCGCGGCGACCUGCAAGGUGGGCCUUGACGCGUACAUUCGGCGGUGGAUGUCCGAGGCGGCCGGCGCACGCCCCCCACCGCCGCCGUCGUCGCUGCCGCCCGUCACGCCGCUUCCGACCGUUCUCGAUGUGAUGAUGCGUGGGCCGCCGCCGCUGGGCGCUGCGGCGGGGGACGGCAAUGACGCCACGGCGCUGGCGGGUAGACGAGAGGAGGAGCGCGGCGCGCCAGCCGUGGCGGGCACAGGCGUCGUGUACGACGAGGUGAUGCUGCAGCACGAGUCCACUGACCCAACGGACUACGAGCGUCCUGGGCGACUCAGGCGGACGCUGGAGCACCUGCGUGCGGUGGGUUUGCUGCAGUGCUGCCGCCGCCUCCCGCGCCACGUGGCGCGCACCAAGGAGCUUCGACUGGUGCACUCCACGGCCCACAUCGACAGCGUCGACCACCUGGAGCUGGCGGCCCUGCUGCGCAGUCCGGGGACCUCCUGCAGCGUUGGGCAGGACCUGUACGCAAACGCAAACACCUCGAAGGCGGCUCGCACGGCGGCGGGGUGCGUCAUGGCGGCGGCACGAAGUGUUGUGCGUGGGGAGGUGUCUAACGCGUUUGCGCUUGUGCGCCCCCCGGGCCACCACGCAGGCGCAAACAAUGCCUCGGGUUUCUGCUUUUUCAAUAACGUGGGGGCUGCCGUCAGGGUGGCGCAGCAGGAGUUGCGCGAGCGGGGGACCCCCGCCCCCCGCGCCCUCGUGCUCGACUGGGACGUCCACCACUGCGACGGGACGGAGAGCAUCUUCUACGAGGACCCCUCCGUGGUGGUGGUUUCGAUCCACCAGUACGGCGCAGGCCGCGGCCACGUGCUGCGCAAGACCCCCACCGUCUUCACCGACACCAUCGACCUGAGUGCGCUGGCCGCGCUGAUGGAGGAGACUACCGGGGAGGAGGCCAACAGCAACGGCGGCAACGCGUCCGUUGGAGGAGGCGAUGAUCCUCGGCCUCAACCGCUGGAGGGAGAGGAGGAGCAGCGGCGGCAGCAGCAGCAGCAGCAACAUGAAGCAACGGCGGGUGAGGGGGACGGCGAGACGAGGGCGUCUCGCCGCAAGCCUGUCGACUACGUCAAGCUUGCGGCGGACUUGGGGGAGGACGAUGCGGCCAUCGCGAUGAUGUUCGGCAUCGCACCGGAGGAGCUGAACAAGCCGUCGUCGUCGUCGUCGUUUUCCUCUGUGAACAGCAGCGGCAGCGGCAGCAGCGACUCGCCUCCCCCAUCCUCCGCCGCCCCUGCCGCACAGAAGAACCUUCCCGGAGACACGGAGGGGUUUUCCUUCGACGAGGAAGUAGACACCACGGCGCACGAAAAGUUUUACCCCGGCACGGGGCACCUCGAGCGCGUUGGCGGCGACACACAGGUCGAGGCGCGUGGGAAAAACAUAAACAUACCGUGGCCCACCGUGGGCAUGGGUGACCUGGAGUACGUGCAGGUGCUGCUGGACGUCGUGGCCCCCGUCAUGCGGGAGUACGCGCCGCAUAUUGUCUUUAUUAGCUGCGGCUUCGAUAGCGCCGCGGGCGACUUGCUGGGCUCCAUGCGUUUGUCGCCGUCUGGGUAUUACAUCCUCACAAGGGCGCUCGCCGCGCUCUGCCCACGUCUUGUUGUGGCGCUCGAGGGCGGCUAUCACUUGUCUAACGUCGCACGCUGCUCGGAGGCCGUCAUGCGGGCGCUGCUGGAGGCCGGCGGGACGGCGCCGCUGCCGCGCAGCCGGAUGCUCUGGUGCCAGGCGGAGGAGCUCGUGCAGCAGGUGCGCCGCACCCACGUGGGCCACUGGCGCUGCUUCGCCGACGCGACUUAA